Chelmon rostratus (copperband butterflyfish) is the source of this 613-nucleotide messenger RNA. Its product is annotated as hemoglobin subunit alpha-B-like. Gene Ontology annotation, cellular component: blood microparticle; hemoglobin complex; haptoglobin-hemoglobin complex. The coding region runs from base 68 to 502 and encodes 144 amino acids. The record is from RefSeq and is a predicted model, not a curated record. Gene Ontology annotation, biological process: hydrogen peroxide catabolic process; oxygen transport. Gene Ontology annotation, molecular function: heme binding; oxygen carrier activity; oxygen binding. Lineage: Eukaryota; Metazoa; Chordata; Actinopteri; Chaetodontiformes; Chaetodontidae. The transcript is spliced from 3 exons.
AAAAUCCACUCGAGCAGCAUCUUAUGAUCCAUAUUUUCUCUCGCUCCCUGAGAACUACGAAGCAGACAUGAGUCUCUCUGAAAAAGACAAGGCCCAGGUGCGGAGCUUCUGGGCCAAAAUUGAUACGAAGGCCGGAGAGAUUGGUGCUGAAGCUCUGGGCAGGAUGCUGGUUUCCUACCCGCAGACCAAGACCUACUUUUCCCACUGGGGCCAGGAACUGAACUCUCAAACCCCUCAAGUGAAGAAACAUGGCGCAAUCAUCAUGGGAGGCGUGAGGAAGGCCGUCAAAUGCAUUGAUGAUCUUGUCCGUGGUAUGAGCGACCUCAGCGAGUUGCAUGCCUUCAAGCUGCGGGUGGAUCCUGCCAACUUUAAGAUCCUGGCCCACAAUAUCAUCUUGGUUUCGGCCAUGUACUUCCCUGCAGAUUUCACUCCAGAGGUUCACGUCUCAGUGGACAAAUUUCUGCAGAGGCUGGCCUGGGCUCUGUCUGAGAGGUACCGCUAAACUCCAGCAACGGAUAAGCAUCGACUGCUUGCAUGUGGCAUGUUGUCCAAAAGGGUCAACAACUCUUUCGAUGUGUAGGUGCUUGUUCAAUAAAAACACAAACGUAAAAUA